AUGUUUCCAAAUAAAAUCCUAAAAACAUUUGCCUUUGAGCUUGCCCCAGUUAUCUCAGACAUUUUCAACUCAUCCAUGACACAAGGCACCUUCCCAAAGGCAUUGAAGAGAUCUAUUGUAGUGCCUGUCCCUAAGGUAUCACCCCCAAAGAGUAUUGAAGACGACCUACGACCAAUAUCUUUAACAUCUCAGAUCGCCAAAGUUAUGGAGGAUUGUACUUUGGACAAUUUUUUUCCUGAAGUUGUAAAUAAACUUGACACCAAACAAUUUGCACUCCCAAAGAAAUCAACGACCCACGCUUUGGUCUACCUUUUACAUUCAAUCUUGGUUGCUCUUGAGAGAGGUUCCUGUCCUGCCAGAUUGUUCUUUGCAGAUUUCAAGAAAGGUUUUGACCUAGUAGACCACAAUGUUAUUAUUAAAGAAUUAACCCUGCUUGGUACCCAUCCCUCUAUAAUUCGGUGGAUUAAAGCCUUCCUCUGCGAUCGCGAACAAUGUGUCCGGGUGGGAACUUCUAUGUCCUCUUGGAAGAAAACAAAUGGUGGCUUGCCACAAGGUACAAAGUUGGGUCCAUUAUUGUUUGCUGUUCUCAUUAAUUCCUUACUCAAAACUGGCCCAGUAGGAUCAAGUUUGUGGAUGACACCUCAGCCCUAG
Molecule: messenger RNA, 651 nt
Organism: Paramuricea clavata
Lineage: Eukaryota; Metazoa; Cnidaria; Anthozoa; Malacalcyonacea; Plexauridae
Source: the annotation of a GenBank genome assembly